This is a messenger RNA of Rhipicephalus sanguineus (brown dog tick), 1957 nucleotides long. It is a transcript of the gene Ublcp1, whose product is annotated as ubiquitin-like domain-containing CTD phosphatase 1. Gene Ontology annotation, biological process: protein dephosphorylation. NCBI's taxonomy places the organism in Eukaryota, Metazoa, Arthropoda, Arachnida, Ixodida, Ixodidae. The record is from RefSeq and is a predicted model, not a curated record. Gene Ontology annotation, molecular function: protein serine/threonine phosphatase activity; protein binding. The coding region runs from base 128 to 1183 and encodes 351 amino acids. The transcript has 7 exons. Gene Ontology annotation, cellular component: nucleus.
AAAAUAGCAGUAUUCUGCUGCUCAAUGGGUCUGUGGCAGCGUCUUUGGACAUCUGGGGUCACACUUUUGCGAUCGGACCUGUCAUCCCGCAUGUGAGGCCAGUCGAUCGAGUCCGAGUGGCUGAAAGAUGUCGACGGUGAACCUUACAGUAAAAUGGGCUGGAAAGGAGUAUUUGAUUCCUGACUUGCCGCUGCACGCUUGCGUGAUGGACUUGAAGCAUGCGAUUUUUGAAAAAACGGGGGUACUCCCUGAGCGACAAAAACUUGUCGGCGUCAAGUGCAAAGGAAAGCCAGUAGCAGAGUCAGUGCGUCUUACAGAUCUUAAACUAGAGCCAAACUCCAAGAUCAUGAUGGUUGGGAGCCUGGAAAAAAGUAUUCAGGAUGCGUCUACUCCUCCAGAUGAUCUUCCAGAUGUUAUCAAUGACUUGGAUGAUGACGAAGAUGACAAGGAUGUACCAAUUGAAAACCGCGAGGAGUUCCUAAACAAGAUUCAAAAGCGAAUCAAAAGCUACAAAAUCAAGUGGCUGAAUGAAUCAAGGCCAGGCAAACGGCUGCUUGUGCUUGACAUCGACUACACCAUCUAUGAUCAUCGAACGACUGCUCAGUCCAUAGCAGAGUUGAUGAGACCUUUCCUUCACGAGUUCCUAACAUCGGCAUAUGAGGACUAUGACAUUGCAUUUUGGUCUGCAACUAACAUGAAGUGGAUUGACGCUAAGCUUUGGGAGCUCGGUGUGACUCGCCACGAACAGUACAAGAUUGCAUUCCUCGUGGAUUCUGCUGCCAUGAUCACCUUGCAUACAUCAAAAUACGGUGUAGUCGAUAUCAAACCACUGGCACUGAUAUGGGGCCUUGUUCCAGCCUACCGUCCCGAGAACACCAUCAUGAUUGAUGACAUCCGUAGAAAUUUUCUCAUGAACCCACAGUCUGGUCUGAGGGUGAAACCAUUCCGGAAUGCACAUCGUCACCGAUCCACUGACCGUGAGCUACUACGACUGGGCCGGUACCUGAAAGACAUAGCAUGCUCAGUCGAUGACUUCACUGAACUCAAUCACCGCAACUGGGAAACCUACAUGCCAAAGACACUACGGUCAUCUGUGACAGAGUCAGCUGAGCCAACACUGCCUGCAGUGAUGAAGUCUGAAGCUCCUGCAUCUGAUGAUGGGAAUGAUGAACCACAAGCGUGAACCAUGUUGUGCGGAACUAUUGUGCAUCAGAGUGUUUUUAUUCCUUUUCAGUGCUGAACUACUGACUCAAGGGUGCAUAGUAGCUUCUUCUGGUGGGCAGUGUCAUGGUGUGAAAAUUAUUGAAGGCUUCAAUCUCAUAAGUUGCAUUUAUAAUCAUCCCUUGCAGACCUCAACAGUGAAGUUUUGUUCAAUACCAUUCCACGUGUGCAGUUAUGUGGAGUAAUACUGUGAUUGCUCGUUGAGGUCGCAGUGUGUAUGUUUGCGUGUGAAUGUGUGCUUGUUUGGUCCUUUUGCAGAAGUCAUGUGGAGGGCUUUUUACAAAUGCCUUUAAACCUUCUGAAAGGUAUUUUAGGUGUUUCUUAUGCUCCAAAGGCUGUGGGUGCCACAACACAAAUAGGUAUGGAAAUAAGGCUUUUUUUUUUCAGUUUUGUUACUUUUUCUUUCGUUAGUACCAAAGCUUAACAAAUAUGACUAUGUACGAUUCAAAUAAGAGUGUAUUAUGCUGAUUAAUUUGUGUUACUUUAUUAAACCAGUAUGAUAAGAGAACGCCUUCUCUUCUUAGUGGUUGUGUAAGCUCAUAUGGCAUGAUAGGAUGCAACGUUAUGGCAUAUAAGGACUUUUUUUUGUUAUUGAGUACCUAGUGGGAAAAGCUACAAACCAAUUACAUCCUUUUAAUUUACAUGACUGGCGUAUAUAGAUGUCCAUAGAAGAGAAGUUAAUUUCUGCUUGGAAACUGCGUGCUGCAAUGCAUGGCCAAUGGGCUCUGAGCGUGGU